ACGUAAAAGUCAAGAUGGCGGCUCCCCUCUCCACCAUGAGAUUCUGGAAGCCCGGCUCUGAGGCUCCGGGGAUCUCGGAGGAACGGGAGCUCAACUCGGAAACCACGGGCUCUCCCAUCAUCUUCAACCCCCACACCGCCCUCUCCAUAGAGAAACAGAGGCAGAAGCUCCCCGUUUUCAAGCACAGAAACAACAUCUUAUAUUUGGUUGAAAGCUACCAGACUGUAAUCAUAGUUGGUGAGACUGGAUGUGGGAAGACAACACAAAUACCUCAGUACCUGCUGGAGGCUGGCUGGGCCGUAGAGGGGAAAGUGAUUGGAGUGACGCAGCCUCGACGUGUUGCUGCCAUCUCAGUGGCGAACCGUGUUGCAGAGGAGCGAGGGGCCCUUCUGGGCCACGAGGUGGGCUACACUAUCCGAUUUGAUGACUGUUCUGACCCCCACGCCACGAGGAUUAAGUUCCUAACAGAUGGCAUGCUGGUCCGAGAGAUGAUGGCUGAUCCUCUUUUGAAAAAAUACAGUGUGUUAAUGUUAGAUGAAGCACACGAGAGAACUCUGUACACCGAUAUAGCCAUUGGUCUACUAAAGAAGAUUCAGAAGAAGCGGCGUGACUUGAGGGUGAUUGUAGCCUCUGCCACUCUUGACGCCAAGAAAUUCCAUGAAUUCUUCAAUCUGAACGAGUCUGGAGAUCUAAACAAUGACACGAGCGCAAUUCUGACAGUAGAGGGACGCACCUUUCCAGUGGACGUCUUCUACACCGUCAGUCCUGUCCCAGAUUAUGUGAAGGCCACAUUGGAGACAGUCCUGAAGAUCCAUGAGACGGAGGAUGAUGGGGACGUCUUGGCUUUCCUCACUGGGCAGGAGGAGGUGGAGAAGGUGGUGUCCCUGCUGCAGGAGCAGGCCAGAGCUCUUUCUCGAUAUGGCAUGAAGAAACACCUGAGAAUUUUGCCCAUGUAUUCUGGUCUACCUUAUGCUGAGCAGAUGAAGGUGUUCGAGAGAGCUCCCUCUUCUGUUCGCAAGAUCGUGGUUGCCACUAACAUAGCUGAAACCUCCAUUACCAUAAAUGGAAUCGUUUUUGUCAUCGACUGUGCGUUUGUGAAGCUGCGAGCCUACAAUCCCUGCACGGCCAUUGAAUCUCUGGUGGUCACUCCCAUCUCCAAGGCUUCGGCCAGCCAGAGGGCUGGCAGGGCUGGACGAAACCGUCCUGGGAAAUGCUUUAGACUAUACACCGAGGAAGACUUUGAGAAACUGCCAGCCUCUACUGUUCCAGAGAUGCAACGCUCUAAUUUGGCUCCUGUCAUCCUUCAGCUCAAAGCGUUGGGCAUAGACAACGUGCUGCGGUUUAGUUUUCUUUCUCCUCCUCCAGCUCAAACGAUGGUUCAGGCUCUGGAACUUCUUUACGCACUUGGAGGUCUGGACCAAUAUGGCCAUCUGACUGAUCCCAUGGGCAUGCGGAUGGCUGAGUUUCCUCUCAGCCCCAUGUUUGCUAAGAUGCUCCUAGAGUCAGGGAAUUAUGGCUGCUCCAAAGAGAUUGUUACCAUAGCAGCAAUGAUGCAGAUUCAGAAUAUUUUUUCUGUGCCACCCAAUCAGAAGAAAGUUGCCGCUCGCGAGCACAGGAAAUUUGCAGUCGCUGAAGGAGACCACCUCACCAUGCUGAAUGUGUAUGAAGCAUUUAUUAAGCAUCAGAAGAGCUCGCAGUGGUGUCAGGAACAUUUUCUCAACUACAAGGGCCUGGUGCGCGCCGUGACUGUGCGAGAACAGCUUCGGCGUCUCAUGAACAAGUUCAAAGUGCCGCGGACUUCCAGCGAGGGUGAUCCAGAUGUGAUCCUGAAGUGCAUUGUGUCUGGAUUCUUUGCUAAUGCUGCCCGCAUUCACCAUUCUGGUUCCUACCGGACUUUACGAGAUGAUCUGGAGCUACACAUUCACCCCAACUCUGUGCUUUAUGGCGAGAAACCUCCAAAGUGGGUUGUCUUCAAUGAAGUGGUGCAGACGUCCAAAUAUUACAUGCGUGAUGUGACUGCUGUUGAGUCAUCCUGGCUGGUUGAGUUGGCCCCCCACUUUUACAAACAAGCAAAGCAUGGUUCCCUCUCCAGCAAGAGAUCCAGGGUCCUGUAAAGCCACAGUCUAAAGAAAACAAGACAACAUUACUACUAUUUAUUGUAUACAUAAAGGUAUAUCUAUUUAUUGUCCAUGUCCACCUGCACAACUCCCUCUACACUGUGUGGCCAUACAACACCUGGACAAAGACGUAGAUUUUCAGUGUAGAUACGAACACUUUUAACUUUCUUUUUG
This is a messenger RNA of Nematolebias whitei (Rio pearlfish), 2291 nucleotides long. It is a transcript of the gene dhx35, whose product is annotated as DEAH-box helicase 35. The record is from RefSeq and is a predicted model, not a curated record. NCBI's taxonomy places the organism in Eukaryota, Metazoa, Chordata, Actinopteri, Cyprinodontiformes, Rivulidae. The transcript is spliced from 21 exons. The coding region runs from base 15 to 2114 and encodes 699 amino acids. Gene Ontology annotation, molecular function: RNA binding; ATP binding. Gene Ontology annotation, cellular component: intracellular anatomical structure; catalytic step 2 spliceosome.